AUGUUUGAACAACUAGCAAUUCUCACCCCACAAGGCACUGUUCUUUACCAAUAUAACCCUUUAGGAAAAAAGUUCCAAGAGGCUCAAAUCAAUGCCUUCAUUAAUCAAUUAAUUGUUUCUCCAGCCACAAAGAAGGAUGAUAUCACGAAAAAAUUUAGUGUCUUCGUUGUAAACAGUAGUGUUAGUUCUAAAAAAUCUGUCAAAAACUUUUGCGCCAUGUUUCAUGUUAAUAAGCAGCCUGAAAUAUAUUUUGUAGUUACAUACGCAGAGUUAUCAUUAGAACUGAAUAGAGAUUCAGAAGAAUUAUUAAAACUAGCAAUUGACUUAUGGGAUUCCUUAGAACUAUCAACGUCAGUAUCCGAAAAUUUAAACCAAUAUAAGACCAAUGCAAAUGAGCAUAGCCAAGUGUUUAUCUUGAAUGAUAUGGAAGAAGAUUUAAGUAAAUAUGAUAAAUAUUUAAAAGUUAAAUAUGAAGAAUCAAUAAAGGCCAAACUCACAACAUUAUCAGAACUUGAAACUAAAGAAAUAAAUGGCUCUCCAGAAAAAUUGGUACACAAGAGGAUAAGAGAAGCUAAAAAGACAAGUACAAGCGGUGGUAGAAAAUGGGGUCGUGAUGGUAUGAUGGAAGAGAUUAAUACUGCUGAAGCAUCAAAAUUGGAUUUCUCUGAAUCUGAUAGAGACCCCAGCAGUAACAAUAGCCCCACUCCAGAACCGAUAAUUAACAAAGAACAAUUUGGCAGCAGAGAAAAAAAUGGUGAUUAUUUAAUUAAGGAAAUCGAUGAUUUGCUGACCUCUAACAAAAAUAAUGAUGAAGAAAAGGAUAUCAAUAAUAAUAGCGGCUACUUCAUGUCAGGUUUUAGCUUCUUGCAAAAACAUGUAAUUGGUAAUAAAAUAAUUACUGAGAAGGAUCUUCUUUCAGUGCUUGACAAGCUAAAAAAGCAAUUAAUUUCUAAAAAUGUUGCCCCAGAAGCUGCUAACUAUUUAGCGGAUCAAGUUUCUCGUGAUUUAGUCGGUUCUAAGACUGCCAUCUGGACCAGUGUUGAAAAUACUGCUCGAGAAUCAUUAACUAAGGCACUAACACAAAUUUUAAUGCCAAAUGUGUCUGUUGACUUAUUACAUGAAAUUCAAAAAAAGACUUCUAUCUUAGAUAGUGAAGGUAAAAAACAGCCGUACGUUUUUUCUGUAGUUGGUGUAAAUGGUGUUGGAAAAUCUACAAAUUUAUCAAAAUUAGCAUUUUGGCUCUUACAAAAUAACCAAAAAGUUUUAAUUGUAGCAUGCGAUACAUUCAGAUCUGGUGCUGUUGAACAAUUAAGAGUGCACGUUGAAAAUUUAGCUCAAUUGACUGAUGAGUCUCACGUUCGUGGUUCAAAAAAUAAGAGAGGUAAAUCAGGUAACGAUUUUGUUGAAUUAUUUGAAGCUGGCUAUGGGGGCUCUGAUUUAGUCACUAAAAUUGCUAAACAAGCGAUCAAGUACGCGAAAGAUACUGGGUUUGACAUUGUUUUAAUGGAUACAGCUGGUAGAAGACAUAAUGAUGCUACAUUGAUGUCCCCAUUGAAAGCGUUUGCUGAACAAGCUAAACCAGAUAAAAUUAUUAUGGUCGGUGAAGCUCUAGUUGGGACUGAUUCCGUCCAGCAAGCUAAAAACUUUAAUGAUGCAUUUGGGAAAGCAAGAAAUUUAGAUUUUUUUAUUAUAUCUAAGUGUGAUACUGUUGGUGAAAUGCUUGGUACUAUGGUAAAUAUGGUAUAUGCUACCGGUAUUCCAAUAUUAUUUGUAGGUGUUGGCCAGACAUACACUGAUUUAAGAACUCUAAGUGUCAAAUGGGCUGUAAAUACAUUAAUGUCAUAA
This is a messenger RNA of Henningerozyma blattae CBS 6284, 1845 nucleotides long. It is a transcript of the gene SRP101, whose product is annotated as Signal recognition particle receptor subunit alpha. The coding region runs from base 1 to 1845 and encodes 614 amino acids. The transcript has a single exon. NCBI's taxonomy places the organism in Eukaryota, Fungi, Ascomycota, Saccharomycetes, Saccharomycetales, Saccharomycetaceae. Gene Ontology annotation, cellular component: endoplasmic reticulum membrane. The record is from RefSeq and is a predicted model, not a curated record. Gene Ontology annotation, biological process: SRP-dependent cotranslational protein targeting to membrane. Gene Ontology annotation, molecular function: signal recognition particle binding; ATP hydrolysis activity; GTP binding.